This is a messenger RNA of Coregonus sp. 'balchen', 3554 nucleotides long. Lineage: Eukaryota; Metazoa; Chordata; Actinopteri; Salmoniformes; Salmonidae. The record is from the annotation of a GenBank genome assembly.
ACUCCCUCCCCACGCAUCUUUCAGGACAAGGACAAGAUCAAUGUCAACGUCAACAUUUUAUCAGAACGCAACAGUGUGAGUGUAAGUACUCUUCAUUGCCUUACCAAACCCAGACUGCAUAAAGGCUGUACGCUAACUUAAAAACAAUGGUGGACAAAAAGCUUGUUCCUUGGGUUUUUCUAAAGUGGGUUCUCACUGUGUCAGGGAUGCUCUGUGAAUUGCAUGAUGACCCACGGUGUGACAUGAGCACCAAUGGAGCUGCCUGAGUGUCAAAGCUCACUCACAGACCUGACCUGAGAUACACUCCCAACACAUCUGACUCAACACAAGGCUCACAGUCACAGGCAACACGUCACUGAGGCAUUGAACAGAGACCCAGGAUUUCCUCCUUACCUUUUCUCCUCCCUAUGUCUCUGGCCCUAUCUUCCUCUCACUCCUUCUCUCUCUCACUGUGUGUAAGGAUUAGCCAGAGGUGUUUGCAGGAGAGAGCAUCAAUCCUCUUGAGUUGUUGAUAUUCAUUUAUUCACACCCAUCUGUCUCCUAUCCUCCUUUCUCUCGCCAUCCUAAUCCCCCUCACUUCCUUUCUCCUCUCCUCCGCUGCACUCAUUUACACCGUUCCAAUCCCUCCCUCUCUUCUUUCCUACUAACCUCUAAGUCUCUAUUCCCACUACAAGAUAUGAAGGAGAGUCUGAGGAGCGGGUUUGGCGAAAGAUAAUUCUACUUUUCAAUUCACAUUACGUCAUUGUCUUACCUUUCAUUGUGGCUGGUAACAUUCUUGGUCCGCAGCUCAAAUUGACCGUAAAUAUCACAGUAGCCACUAGCCAGUAAGCACAAACUAUUCAACAAUGACAGAAACUUCUUUUCUAAAACAUAUUACACUAUUGAAUAAUGCAACCAAACCAUAUUACACUCUUGAAUAAUGCAACAAGUCACAAGCAUGUAUGUGCAGACAAUUAAAGGCUUUAGUUUCUCAUCUAUAGGCUACACUCAUUACAUUUGAGCUUCAAGACAAAAGCACAGAGUUACUAUAACAGUCUUCAUCAAGUAACGUUAGCCUAUCAAAAAUGAAUGAUUAACCCUCUCACACGAAUAGAAAAAGUACAGUAGGCCUACCUUUCAACAAACCAGGCUUCAUUUUUAUUAAUAUCAUGUAAAUCAUUACAUGUGGGGAAAAGCAAAUUGCGACUGAAAACGUAGGUAUAAGUGAAUUCACCACGACGAGCUGUUUUAUAUGGAAGCCCAUGCCCGCCACCAAAAAGAUUAAUAAAAUAAAAUGCUGCAUGAUUUGCCAACGUGCACAAUUAGUCUGUGAUUCAGUCUGAUCAACUGUAGCCUACUGAUAACAACCACAGCUGCAGGUAGCCUGGAGAAGCCUAGGCGCUCUCCCAUCUGGGCCUGGCCAGGGGAAACGUAACGUCAUGUUUUUGUAGCCUAAAAUAGGCCCAUUUAUUUGUAUUCUGAGAAAAUGUGAAUUUGAUCAAAUGUGGUUUACAUUCACACUUCGGGUGGCUAGGCGACCUAGGCCUUUUUAAUCCACAAUUAUUGACUGGAAUUAAUCAAUCGUAAGCUAUAAAAACAAAGACAGUCGCUCGCACACUCCAUAUAUAUCAACUCCCAGUAAUUGAUUGGGUAAAACACCAACGUUUCAGCAUCACUGUGCCUUCUUCAGGGUAAUAUCAUGAAUGCUUGAAGCAUGUUAUGUAGACAAACAGUGCAAGUAGUGCAACCAAUGACAAUAGUGAGGGGUGUGUCAUAGUUAUUAGGUUGAAUUAAUCAAUCAACACAAUAGUGAUGACAUACUGUAUGAGUGUCUUUUUAAUUACACAUGCAAAGACCUAACGAUGAAACCCUGCAUACAGCCAGCUCAGACCCGUUCGUUUUUUUGUCAGAUCGCAAUUGUUGUCUCUUUGUCUGUGUAAAGGGUUUUAAUGUUUUCAUCCUCCCUAGGACUAGGGAGUUUUUCCAGUAGUAAAAAACAACAACAUAUGACCUGAUUAGAAAAGUAAUCUGGUCCCAUCAUAGCCCAUAUCAUAGCCCAUAUAAAACAGCUUUUUUUUUUUACAGCUGAUUUAUUACUAUGUCAUACGAUGCAACUGGGGUCCGGAGUUGGUUAGGUUAGCCUACUAACAGAUCAGGAAAAACUUUAGGUCCCAGGAAAACAAUUUCCCCCACACCACUCUAGGACCUGUGGUGCCACCUCUGAAAUCACCACACAAUGUUACAAAUGAAAAAACACAUCCUAUUUGUAUGAUCUACAUUUUACAUGUUUUUGGUGGUGGGGAUCGGCUUCAUAGUUUUAUGUGGCUCAGUGCAGCCGGCAGCUACUGCGACAAUUUCAGAGAUGUAACAGGCUGUUACUGCAAUUUCAGGUAAAAACUAAAUAAAACAAGUCUCAAAUAUUAGGAAAAUGUCUAUACAUUUCAGCUGUUUCAAAACCAUUGCUCUGCUAUUACCAUUUAUACUGUAGGAGAGUUGGCUCAAUGAGACAAUAAUUUUUACACUGCCCUGCUUCAAGGGGGGCAACUGUCGGGCGAGUGUCGUGCACUACCUCUGGAGGUAGCGGUCGAGACGUAGCAAGUAUGCAAGUUUACAUUUGAGUAAUGUGUGUAGCUGACAGUAUUUUUACGACUAGUGUAUUAAGUGUGAAGAGGCUGUAAGCCUCCCUCCAUCUGAGUGCAGGUUCAAGAUGAUCCUCUGUAACACUUCUCACUCUGUUGAUCCAAUACCAUGACUAAGACUCUCACCAUUAUUUCUAAUGAAAAAUAUGCUGACACCUUUGGAUUCUGAAUUCAACACCUAAGUAAAAAAAAAAAAAAAGGUUUAACGCUGAGUUGCUUUUUGUGUCUGUUAGGAAGCUCACUGCUAAUAAUGUCUCUUCCAAACUUGAUUUUCUAAUCCAAUUUUCUAUCACACUUAGUUCUACCAAGCAGAUACAGCAUGCACAAUGUGCGGUAGUUACCUGCAAGUUCUGCUCCCUCUAUUUUAAAGUAACUGCCCAGUGUUUCCAGAUUUCUAUGAAAUAGAAAUAAGCUUUUCUGUGUUGGAAUGUUGUGGGCGUAUACCGGUCAUUAAAAAUAUUAAUGCGAGUAGAGUGCUGAUUGGCCAGCUCAUCCUCCUCAGGGAGGUGACAUCAUGUUCUAUGAGGAAAUAGCAAGCAUUUUUUAAACGGUCAGUUUGAGAUACAUAUUUGAGUUGGGGUUUUUGACGUGUUUUUCUCCAAUUUAUGCUUUUGCCAGAAAUACGAGGAUAGGACAAGCAUUAUUUGGAUAUGAAUUAACAGAAUAUGAACUUUUAAAAGUGAGAUUUUCACUUUAAUACCGAAUUAUUUAUUAUAUUACAUCCCCUCUGUCUUUCAGGUGGAGGACAGUGAGGAAGAGGAGGUAGAGGAAGAAAGCCAGGAAUUCAACGUUAUCCCACUGUAUUCUGAGAAGGAGAAGUCUAGUGUGGGCUCCGGGACCCGAGGGGGCCAUAGAGGAGCGGCAGGCCACACAGCACCCAUGCUGCCCCUGCUGCUGCUGCUGCUGCUGCCUGCUUCUAUGCUGGGCUGGGGGUGU